UGGAGAGUUGUGAUUGAGAAAAUGCCGAUCCCAGACAGGCGAACUGAGGAAGCUGGAUAAGAGGACAGCUUUUAUUUUCAUCGCUCCCAGUCAUACUUGGGGACACAGUCAAAUUUACUUGGAUUAUUUUUUAAAGACUCAUCUUGUCUUGUGGACAAAGGAGCUGACAAUGCGUCUUGGAAAAGAUCAACGAAGUUAGCUAGCUACGUGCUAGUAACCAAUCUGACCGCAAAUUAUUCAUGGAGUGAGGAGCAACGUUGGAGAAUCAUGAGCACAGGUGUGAAGAAGCCACCGGUGGCCCCAAAACCAAAGCUUGGUCAGCCUCAGAAGGCAUUGCCUCCGCCAGUCGCCCCAAAACCAGACAUCAUCCUUUCCCACCAUUCUCUGACAGCACUGAAAAAGGCCAAACCAGUUGUUGCCCCCAAGCCUUGCCUUCCGAAAUCCACCUCUGCUCCUGAAUCCACAUCUGUCACUCUUAACAGUGCACCCCAAAUGUAUACACAGGAGAGGAGUAGUAGCUUGGAAAAUCUGGGCCUGCUCAACUCUAGAAAUGGAAUGUGCACAGAGCUCAGCAAAUCAGACAGCAAUUACAUCAUAUCAACCUGUACCUGCAGCCAGGACAGCUGUCCACAGUGUGAGCACACAAGGAACUGUAAAACGACUGAAAUUGUGCUCGAGCCACUGGGGGAAUGUCUGGAAACGUGUCAGAACAGCAGGACAGAGGGGUCCAGGUUGCAAAUCUCUCCUGUUCCAACAAUUCAAACUAAAGCAGGAAGUGACUCUAAUGAAAUGGGGAGUGAGAAGGGUCAGGUGAUCAACUGCAACUUUCUGGAGCAAAAGCUCAAAGAUGUUUGGGCCCAGGCCAUGUCUACUAAUAAGUACCACCUAAAUCACAGACCACAAGAGAACCCCUCUUUGCAGAAUGGCAAGGCAGAGAUGCUGGGUCAGAACUUGAACCCAGUUGGAGAUAUUGAAAGCUCUGGCAGGAAGCAGUCACUUCCGGAAAGAUCACAGAGUGAUGAGGCAAAUGGUAACAUCUCUCUGGCCAGUAUCGAUCAACCUCUGGACGACCCUGGAGUUACUAGCAGCUGUACCAGCUCCACAGAAAGUAGCAGAGAGUGCAGAAAAUCUGGGGGAUUAGAUUAUGAGGGCCAGGUACCUGCUGCUCCCAGGAAGCCCCUCCCAAUUCCCACCCCACGGAAGUCUAAGAAAGCAGUUCUUGUGAGGCAGGAUGGCGUGGAGGAAGUGACGCGAGAGGAAGCCUCUGAAACAGCUGAGGAAGAGACUGGGAGGUUAUCACUUGUGAAGAGCAGUCUGUUUCUCUCUUCCAAAGUGUUUGUCCACACACAGAGUGUCUCAUACUCUAGGAACUCUGCGACUGACCAGGAAGUUUUCCCAUCCUCCCAGAAUCUAGAGGAUGCUGAAGAUGAGUUAAGACCACCAAUGCCUCCUCCACGGCAGACAUCUCUAAUACCUGACCUUGGCCGGACACCUGUCACAACUACUGACAAGCUUCCACAGGAGGUGAAGAGUGAAGAGAUCAGAUUUGAUAUGCGUGCUAUUUCUGAAAUGGAAAACUCUUUAGUGGAAGAGGAGGAUGAGGAGGGAGGCUAUGGCAACUUUGCCCGUUACCCUGUCACAAGAAGUCUGCCCAAACGGAUCAAGCUCAGCUGCAACCCUCAGCUCACUGUGGCUGCCAAAGCAGCCUCAUCAGAGGAGAGGUCACCGAAGGUGGCCCCAAAAAAGCCACAGAGGCACAGCUUGCCAGUUUCAGGGCUCCUGAAGAAGGAGCUUUCUGAGGAGAAUAGAGGUUGCAAGAGGGACCUACUGUUGGCUCAGGUGGAGGAAUGUCAGCCUGCAGAGGACGAUGGCAAUACCUUGAAUGAGAACAAUGAGUCAAUGAAGGAGCUCCCAGCAACCCCGGUGGAAAAACCAUCAUGGAGGUUUCCUCGCGCUAUUGUGCCAUUCUGUGGAAAGCAAGCAUCUAGACAUGGCAGUACCGGUGAUACCCACAGCAAACCACCUGGGUCGAAGCCAGGAAAGCAGAGGGCUAAAUCCCUUUCCACAGUCGACUUGGAGCAGGCGGAUGGCCAGAAGAGGAACUCCUUCCGGAAGCUUCUGGAGCUCAAGCUCUCCAUGAAAAUGCUACCCAGGCUGCUGGCCAAAGGCAGCCAAUCUCUGGACUGCACCUCCGUGGAACCAGAACCAUAUCUAGAUGGGCAUUGGACCAGAGCGGAUCCGAACAGUGCUGCUGUCCAAAACCAACAGGGACCAGUACCCAACAGGCAGAAUAAGUUUCCCGUCAGCACCCCACCUGAUAAAGGUGUACCAUCACCACUGAUUGGCUCCGAUCAGAGCGCAGAUGGGGGGGAGGUCUUUACAGGAGUGGAAUCUACUGCAGAAUAUGAGAAUGUUCCACUCUAUGAGGAAAUACCAGAGUACAUGAAUCUGCCUUUCCUAAAUGCCACAGGGGUGAUGCCCCACCAUUCAGCCUAUCUGGGCUGGCAGAACUCCUCCAGCGUGGAGGACGGGGAUGGGGGUGUCUACGAGGAGCAGCAGCCUUAUGAGGCUCAUGGGAAAUACAUCCCCUGUGAACAGCAGCGAGGGGUACACAAGAGUGCCUUGCUGGAGGAGGAUGCUGGCCUGGAUGAUGGACACUCCGGGGACGAGGAAGUGGCGGGCAGCUCUGACGAGGACGGAGAUGACAGCUCCGCCUCCAGCAAGGGAUACAGGGAACCUUCCGGGGACAGGCAGCAAGAUGCGGGGGUCAAGAAGACCAAGGUGGCCCACAUCGCCGCUGAGAUUGUGAGCUCGGAGAAAGUAUUUGUGGAUGUUCUCAAGAUGCUUCAUAUCGAUUUCCGGGACGCAGUGGCCAAGGCGUCCCGGCAGAGUGGGAAGCCCGUAAUCGAGGAGCGUGUCCUGAACCAGAUCCUGUACUACCUGCCCCAGCUGUAUGAGCUGAACCGGGACCUGCUGAGGGAGCUGGAGGAGAGGGUGGCCCACUGGAACGACCACCAGCGCCUGGCGGACAUCUUUGUGAAGAAGGGGCCAUACCUGAAGAUGUACUCCACCUACAUCCGCGAGUUCGACAGGAACGUGGCCCUGCUGGAUGAGCAGUGCCGGAAGAACUCGGGGUUCGCCGGAGUUGUGCGGCAGUUCGAGAUGAGUCCUCGCUGUGCCAGUCUGGCUCUAAAGCACUACCUGCUGAAACCUGUUCAGAGGAUCCCCCAGUACCAGCUCCUCCUCACAGAUUAUUUGAAGAAUCUUACUGAAGACUCAUCUGACUAUAAAGACACUCAAGCUGCCCUCAGUAUAGUGAAGGAGGUGGCCAACCAUGCCAACGACAUCAUGAAACAAGGGGAUAACUUCCAGAAGCUGAUGCAGGUGCAGUACAGUCUGAGCGGCUAUCACGAGAUCGUCCAGCCAGGCCGGGUGUUCCUGAAGGAGGGCACUCUGAUGAAACUGUCCCGAAAGGUCAUGCAGCCCAGGAUGUUCUUCCUGUUCAAUGACAUCCUGCUGUACACCACCCCCGUGCAGUCUGGUCAGUACAAACUCAACAGCAUGCUGUCCCUGGCAGGGAUGAAGGUGAGCAAACCCAGCCAGGAGGCCUAUCAAAACGAGCUGAACAUUGAGAGUGUGGAGCGCUCCUUCAUUCUGUCAGCCAGUUCAGCAACAGAGCGAGACGAAUGGCUGGAAGCCAUCAGCAAAGCUAUAGAUGACUAUACCAGGAAGAAGAUCACCUUCUUCUGCAGCAAGAGCCAGGAGGAGGCGGGAGGGGCCGGUGAGGACAGCGGCGCCCCCCUGGGCUCCAAGGCGCCCAUUUGGAUCCCUGACCUGCGGACCACCAUGUGCAUGAUCUGCACCUGCGAGUUCACCCUAACCUGGAGGAGACACCACUGCCGUGCUUGUGGGAAGGUGGUGUGCCAGUCCUGCUCCUCGCACAAGCAUUACCUGGAGUACCUAAAGAACCGGCCGGCCCGCGUGUGUGACUUCUGCUUCCUAAAGCUGCAGAGGAAGAGUGACCAGGCUGAGUCCCCCACCCCUUCCCCCAGUGCCAGGUCUCCCUCCGGGGCCUUCUCCUCCGUCCUCGGCUCCUCCAGAAAGCAGAAGAAGAUCCCAGCAGCGCUCAAAGAGGUGUCUGCUAAUACAGAGAAUUCCUCCAUGAGUGGCUACCUGCAAAGGUCAAAGGGGAACAAGAAGCAGUGGAAGAGGCUCUGGUUCGUCAUCAAAAACAAAGUACUGUACACGUACGCUGCCAGCGAGGAUGUAGCAGCAUUGGAGAGCCAGCCCCUGCUGGGCUUCUUCUUGCGGGAGGAGCGCUCCGAAGAUGCGCAGAAAGUGCAGUUCAAGCUCUACCACAAAAACACGCUGUUCUACGUCUUCAAGGCCGAUGACUCCCAGACUGCUCAGAGAUGGAUUGAUGCUUUCCAGGAAGCCAUGGUCCUCUAACUGCUCCACCCCUAUACUGACAAACUCGGCCACUGCCAUGCAACGGGUUUCUUUCAGUAGCAACACUGUAGGCUGCCUCUCUCCCCUCUGUGAUGCUAAAGUGUGCAGCAGUUUGCCACACCUAGUGGCCAGACCUUCGAGGAUCCUUUCCUGUGCUACCAUAGAUUGAUCAUUCUGGGUGUAGACUAAAGUCCUCCAGAUCUGCAGGAAAGCCAUGGUGUUAGGUUAGCAAACCCACUUAUUCUGUGCCUUGAGACCCAGCAGCACACUGGUUUGCUCUCCACAAGAGGAGACUGUGUGUAUCGGUGCUAUAGUUUGUGUUCAUUUAUGUACAGUGUACUUUUAAACAGCAGCAACAAAUUGUCUAGUUGUAUUCCAUCACUGUUUUGAUUCAUCCCUUGAGGCCUUUAUAUCAGACGUUUCUGCUACAAAGGGAUUUUUGUCAAGAUGUAAUGGUCACGUGUUAUGGGUAUGGGUCAAAGGUCAAGUCCAGAGCAU
Megalops cyprinoides (Indo-Pacific tarpon) is the source of this 4947-nucleotide messenger RNA. RefSeq names its product FYVE, RhoGEF and PH domain containing 6 (gene fgd6). Bases 268 to 4449 code for a protein of 1393 amino acids. The record is from RefSeq and is a predicted model, not a curated record. The transcript has 21 exons. Lineage: Eukaryota; Metazoa; Chordata; Actinopteri; Elopiformes; Megalopidae. Gene Ontology annotation, cellular component: cytoplasm. Gene Ontology annotation, molecular function: guanyl-nucleotide exchange factor activity; metal ion binding.